Molecule: messenger RNA, 1350 nt
Organism: Salvia splendens (bonfire salvia)
Lineage: Eukaryota; Viridiplantae; Streptophyta; Magnoliopsida; Lamiales; Lamiaceae
Product: heat stress transcription factor A-7a
Exons: 2
Coding region: 181-1149 (322 amino acids)
Biological process (GO): cellular response to heat; regulation of transcription by RNA polymerase II
Cellular component (GO): nucleus
Molecular function (GO): DNA-binding transcription factor activity; RNA polymerase II cis-regulatory region sequence-specific DNA binding
Source: RefSeq, a predicted model, not a curated record
AUCACUAGCGAAGCAUCUUCUUCCUGUUCACACUCACUCCCAUCUUCUUUAACCGUUUUCUUUCCAAAACAGAACACAACUGAAAAAAAAAAUCAAAUCUCACAGCUGUCUGAUUUUCUUUCCCUAAUCGGAAAUUCAUGUUUUCCUCUGCUUUUCGGUUAAAUCGCGUAAGUGAAAUAGAUGUUUCCGGUGAAGGAGGAGUAUCGAGGAGACUCUUCGUCGAGCGAUGCGGCGCCGAUGCCGAUGGAAGGGCUGCACGAAAUGGGGCCGCCGCCGUUCCUGACGAAGACGUUCGACAUGGUCGACGAUCCGGCCACGGACGGCGUCGUUUCGUGGAGCAGAGGAGGCCACAGCUUCGUCGUGUGGGACCCGCACGCCUUCUCCUCCUCUCUGCUCCCUCGCUAUUUCAAGCACUCCAACUUCUCCAGCUUCGUCAGACAGCUCAAUACUUAUGGGUUUAGAAAGAUCGACACAGACAAGUGGGAAUUCGCCAACGACGCAUUUCUGAGAGGCCAAAAGCAUCUGUUGAGGCACAUAACUCGAAGGAAGACGAGCCCCCCAAAGGCCCAGUCCGCCGACCCAGAGGUGGACGGGCUGCGCCGCGACCGGGUGCUGCUGGUGAUGGAGCUUGUGAAGCUCCGUCAGCAGCAGCAGGCGACGCGGGCUCACCUCCAGCAGAUGGAGCUGAGGCUGCAGAGCACGGAGAAGAGGCAGCAGCAGAUGAUGAGCUUCUUGGCGAGGGCGAUGCAGAAUCCCGAGUUCAUCCAUCAGUUGGCUAAUUACAGGGAGAGGAGGAAGCGGGAGGUGGAGGAGGACGCCGGGAAGAAGCGGAGGAGGGCGGUCGAGGGGUCGUCAGGGUGGGGGGCGGUGAAGGCGGAGCCGGUGGAGUAUUGGGGGGGCUUGGCCCCCUCGGAGCUGGAGGUGCUAGCGAUGGAGAUGCAGGGGAUUGGGAAGGGGAAGGGGGAGGAGGUGGAGGCGGACGAGGUCGGUAACGAGCUCGACGACGGGUUUUGGGAGGAGCUACUUAGUGAGGGGUUUGAUGAGGAAGUAGGUUUGGGUGAUGGUGGUGAAGAUGUGGAGUGUGGAGGGGAAGAUGUGAAUGCUUUGGCUCAUAGGUUAGGCUUCUUGGCUUCACCUCCUUGGAGAUAGUGUCUGACUGACAAGGUAAUUUCGGACAAGUUUAGUUUCGAGCAAUGAUUUAAUCUUCAGCAACCAAAUAUCCAAAAAAUUAGAUGCCACAGGUUUAGAUCUAAAAUGGCCGUUUUUUUUUGUUUUAUGGUAAAAUAUCAUAUCGUUUGUUUGAUUAUGUUUGUUAUGUUUACAAUUUUAUUCACAUUUUAUAUCCCUUAA